Molecule: messenger RNA, 7440 nt
Organism: Cervus elaphus (red deer)
Lineage: Eukaryota; Metazoa; Chordata; Mammalia; Artiodactyla; Cervidae
Gene: PRR12
Product: proline rich 12
Exons: 14
Coding region: 477-6605 (2042 amino acids)
Source: RefSeq, a predicted model, not a curated record
CCCCCCUCCCCCAGCCGCCUUGUGCAAAGAUGGCUGCACCGUGAGCGCAGAGGAGGAGGAGGCGGCGGCGGCGGCGGCGAGAGAGCGAGCACCCAGAGCCCGCACCCACCCCGGGGCCGCCCGGGACGCCCCCUCCUGAGCGCGCGCCCCCCCUUCUCUCUUGCAAGGGCUGGGGCAAAGGCGGAGACAGCGGGGUCCCUCCUCCCCCCUCUUUCCCUCCAGGGGGAACCCCCCUUCCCCCCUCCUUGGCUCGGCGGCUGCACCCCCUCCCUUGCCCGCCCCUCCGCCCCUGUCCCCUCCCUCCCCCGCCCGGGGCCUUCCCGGGCCUUCGGCGGCUGCAAAGAAAAAGAGAGAGAGAGAGAGAGAGAAGGGAAAAAAAAGCAACAGCGGAGGGAGAGGCGGCGGAGGAGAGCGCGCGCGCGCCCCCUCCCUCCCUCCCUCCCUCCCCCUCCCCCAAUUUCCACCGCGGCCAAUUCAUGGACAGGAACUACCCCAGCGCCGGCUUCGGGGACCCGCUCGGCGCCGGGGCGGGAUGGAGUUACGAGAGGUCAGCGAAAGCUAGCUUGGUCUAUGGCAGCUCCAGGACCUCACACCCCGAGACGGACAUCUUACACCGCCAGGCCUACGCGGCCCCCCACCCACUGCAAAGCUAUGCCACCAACCACCACCCGGCAGGCCUCUCUGGACUCUUCGACACUGGCCUCCAUCACGCAGGCUCAGCAGGGCCCGACGCCUCCGUCAUGAACCUCAUCUCGGCCCUGGAGUCCCGGGGCCCGCAGCCUGGCCCUUCUGCCUCCUCUCUUCUUUCCCAGUUCCGCAGUCCUUCCUGGCAAACAGCCAUGCACACGCCAGGCCCCACGGAGCUCUUCAUCUCAGGCGCCCUGCCCGGUUCCAGCACAUUUCCAUCCUCCUCCGCCCUUUCGGCUUAUCAGCACCCGGCUUCCUUUGGCAGCCGCCCCUUCCCAGUUCCCUCUUCCCUCACCCUCCAGGAUCCCCCGUUUAGUCCCCCAGCUAAUGGGCUCCUGUCCCCCCAUGACGUGCUGCACCUGAAGCCCUCGCAGGCACCCACGGUGCCCUCCUCGCUAGGUUUUGAGCGCCUGGCGGGGGGUGGUGUCCUGGGGCCCGCUGGUCUCGGCCCAGCCCAAACCCCACCUUACCGCCCUGGUCCCCCAGACCCACCCCCACCUCCCCGCCACCUCCCGACUCAGUUCAACCUGCUGGCUUCCUCUUCCGCUGCUGCCGCCGCCGCAGCCGAACAAUCCUCUCCACAGCUCUACAACUUCUCGGGUGCUGCCCCCGGCCCGCCGCCCCCUGAGCGGGCCCUGCCCCGCCAGGACACCGUCAUCAAGCACUACCAGCGGCCCGCCAGUGCCCAGCCGCCCCCACCCCCACCCCCAGCCCAUGCCCUCCAGCACUACCUGAGCUGCGGAGGAAGCUACGCUUCCAUGGGCCAUCGGGCCAACUUGGCCUGCAGCCCGCUGGGCGGUGGGGAACCCUCCCCUGGCGCUGGUGAGCCUAGCAAAGCUGGGCCCAGUGGAGCCACGGCCGGGGCAUCAGGCAGGGCUGCAGGCCCUGAGGCAGCUGGAGGAGGUGGUGCAGGAGGUGGCGGUGGAGGUUACCGCCCCAUCAUUCAGUCGCCUGGUUACAAGACGGGCAAAGGUGGUUACGGGGCAGCUGCGGGCGGUGCCAGUAGGCCCCCACCAGCCCGUUCGACCGCCACACCCAAAUGCCAGAGCCUAGGUGGGCCAGCAGCGGCCUAUGCCACUGGGAAGGCCUCCGGGGCUGGAGGAGCAGGAGGCCAGGCCUAUUCCCCCGGUCAGCCCCAAGGGCUUCUAGGACCCCAGGCUUAUGGGCAGGGGUUCGGAGGGGGUCAAGCACAGGACUUGAGCAAAGGCCCUAGUUACUCAGGGGGGCCCCAGCAGCCCCCGAGUGGUCCCCCGCCUCCUGGCCUAGCCACGUGUCAGAGCUAUUCCCCAGACCAGCUGCAGGGGCAGCUGUAUGGGGUGCAGGGUGAGCCGUACCCGGGGCCAGCUGCCCACUCCCAGGGUCUGCCCACGGCCAGCCCCUCACUCAGCUACAGUACUGGCCAUUCCCCAGCACUCUCGGGCCAUGGAGGCGGUUGGGGGCCCAGCUCCCUGGGGGGCGGCGGAGAGGCCAGCCCUUCUCACAUCAUCCGCCCACUGCAGUCGCCACCUGCCCCCGGCCGCCCGCCCGGAGUUGGCUCUCCGGGAGCCCCUGGCAAAUACCUGAGCUCUGUCCUGGCCUCAGCCCCGUUCCUGGCACCCCCAGGGGCCAGCAGCUAUGCAGCUGGAGCAGGUGGCUACAAGGGCAAGGGGGACGGCUCCGAGCUGCUGGCGGGCCCCGGCGGGCCUCCCGCUGAGCGUACGGAGGAUGAAGAAUUCCUCAUUCAGCACCUCCUCCAGGCGCCCAGCCCCCCGCGGACCUCAGGGGCAGAUGGCCUGGUGGGCGAAGAUGGGGCGGCAGAUGCCUCCAAGGGACUUGGGGGGAGUGGCGGGGCUGGGGGUCCCCCAGGCACACCCUACGAGCUGGCCAAGGAAGACCCCCAGAGGUACCAUCUGCAGAGCGUCAUCCGGACCAGCGCCAGCCUUGACGAGGGUGCCACCGCGGCCCUGGAGCUGGGCCUGGGGCGGCUGAAGGAGAAGAAGAAAGGGCCGGAACGGGGUGGCGAGACCCCCGAGGGGCUGGCCACCUCAGUUGUCCACUACGGGGCAGGUGCCAAGGAGCUGGGGGCCUUCCUCCAAAAGAGCCCUCCGCCCCCCCAACCCACGGCCCAGUCGGCCCAGCCUGCCCCCCACGGCCUCCUCCUAGAGGCGGGGGGCCCCGACCUCCCACUGGUGCUGCCGCCCCCUCCUCCCCAGCUGCUCCCCUCGGUCCUCAGCCACGCUCCCAGCCCCUCCUCCAGUGCUCCCAAAGUCGGCGUCCACCUCCUUGAGCCGGCCGCCCGAGAUGGGGCACCCCAGCCGCCCCCGCCACCGCCCCCACCCCCACCGCCCAUGCCCCUCCAGCUUGAGGCCCACCUCCGCAGCCACGGCCUGGAGCCCGGUGCCCCCAGCCCCCGCCUGCGGCCGGAGGAGAGCCUGGAGCCGCCCGGUGCCAUGCAAGAAUUGCUGGGGGCCCUGGAGCCGUUGCCCGCUGGGCCCGGUGACACUGGCGUGGGCCCGCCCAACACCGAGGGCAAGGAUCCCUCCGGUGCCUACCGCAGCCCCAGCCCGCAAGGCACCAAGGCCCCCCGCUUCGUGCCGCUCACCUCCAUCUGCUUCCCUGACUCCUUGCUCCAAGACGAGGAGCGCAGUUUCUUCCCCACCAUGGAGGAGAUGUUCGGCGGAGGGCCGGCGGACGACUAUGGCAAGGCUGGGCCGCCCGAGGACGAGGGCGAUCCCAAGGCGGGGACCGGGCCACCCCCCGGCCCUCCUGCCUAUGAUCCCUACGGGCCCUACUGCCCUGGUCGGGCCACUGGAGCCGGCCCUGAGACUCCGGGCCUGGGCCUGGACCCCAACAAGCCCCCCGAGCUGCCCUCCACGGUCAAUGCUGAGCCCCUGGGCCUGAUCCAGAGUGGGCCGCACCAGGCGGCCCCCCCACCCCCGCCUCCCCCGCCGCCGCCUCCGCCCCCUGCCUCGGAGCCCAAGGGAGGCCUGACCUCGCCCAUCUUCUGCUCUACCAAGCCAAAGAAGCUGCUCAAGACGUCCUCCUUCCACCUGCUGCGGCGCCGUGACCCACCCUUCCAGACACCCAAGAAACUGUAUGCCCAGGAGUACGAGUUUGAGGCUGAUGAGGACAAAGCUGACGUGCCCGCUGACAUCCGCCUCAACCCCCGGCGCCUGCCUGACCUGGUGUCCAGCUGCCGCUCCCGCCCGGCUCUCUCCCCGCUGGGUGACAUAGACUUCUGUCCACCCAACCCAGGCCCUGACGGCCCCCGGCGCAGAGGUCGCAAACCCACCAAGGCCAAGCGUGAUGGGCCGCCCCGGCCCCGCGGGAGACCCCGGAUUCGCCCACUGGAGGUCCCCACCACCGCUGGGCCAGCCUCAGCCUCCACUCCUGCUGAUGGGGCCAAGAAACCUCGGGGCCGGGGCCGGGGCCGGGGCAGGAAGGCCGAGGAGGCAGGGGGCACUCGGCUGGAGCCCCUGAAACCACUGAAGAUCAAGCUGUCUGUGCCCAAGGCCGGCGAUGGUCUGGGAGCCUCCUCGGGCGAUGCCAUGUCGGGAGCUGACCACAACAGCCUGGACUCCAGCCUCACUCGGGAGAAGAUUGAGGCCAAGAUCAAGGAGGUGGAGGAGAAGCAGCCUGAGAUGAAGUCCGGCUUCAUGGCUUCGUUCCUGGACUUUCUCAAGUCAGGCAAGCGCCAUCCACCACUCUACCAGGCCGGCCUGACACCCCCGCUCAGCCCCCCCAAGAGUGUGCCGCCCACCGUGCCGGCCCGGGGCCUGCCUCCCCAGCCCCCCACCGCCCCCACUGUGCCACACCCCCCACCCGCCAGCGCCUUUGGGCUGGGGGGCGCGCUGGAGGCCGCUGAGAGCGAGGGGCUGGGGCUCGGCUGCCCUUCGCCCUGCAAGCGACUGGACGAGGAGCUGAAGCGGAACCUGGAGACCCUGCCCUCCUUCUCCUCCGACGAGGAAGACUCUGUUGCCAAGAACCGGGACCUCCAGGAGAGCAUCUCCUCGGCCAUCUCUGCUCUCGACGACCCGCCGCUGGCCGGGCCUAAGGACGCCUCCACUCCGGAUGGGCCCCCCUUGGCUGCAGAGGCUGCAGUCCCCGGGCCACCACCGCUCCCGGGGCUCCCCAGUGCCAGCAGCAGUGGCACACCUGAGCCCCCGCUGCUGGAGGAGAAGCCCCCGCCCUCGCCGCCUCCCGCCCCGACACCGCAGCCGCCGCCCGCACCGCCAGCCCUGCCCUCGCCACCCCCACUGGUGGCCCCCGUGCCCAGCUCGCCGCCGCCGCCGCCACCACCCGCUCCUGCACCGCCGGCCUUGCCGUCGCCGCCCGCCCCCGCGCCCCCGCCGCCGCCGCCGCCGCCGCCCCCACCGGCCGCCGCGCCCCCGCCCACUGAGGAGCCGGCUGCCCCGUCGCCGGAGGACCCGGAGCCGCCCGACGCCCGGCCCCUGCACCUGGCCAAGAAGCAGGAGACGGCAGCCGUGUGCGGGGAGACGGACGAGGAGGCGGGCGAGAGUGGCGGGGAGGGCAUCUUCCGGGAGCGCGAUGAGUUCGUCAUCCGCGCCGAGGACAUCCCUUCCCUCAAGCUGGCCUUGCAGACCGGCCGCGAGCCCCCACCCAUCUGGCGAGUCCAGAAGGCGCUGCUGCAGAAAUUCACUCCGGAAAUCAAGGAUGGACAGCGGCAGUUUUGUGCCACCAGUAAUUAUUUGGGGUAUUUCGGGGACGCCAAAAACCGGUACCAGCGCCUCUACGUCAAGUUCCUGGAAAACGUCAACAAGAAGGAUUACGUGAGGGUCUGUGCUCGGAAACCUUGGCACCGGCCCCCAGUGCCUGUCAGGCGCUCUGGGCAGGCCAAGGGCCCCGUGUCUGCUGGGGGUAGCGCCGCACCGCCCCCCAAGGCCCCGGUACCACCUCCUAAGCCCGAGAACCCUGACAAGACGACGUCCGAGAAGCCCCCCGAGCAGACGACUGAGACGGCCGUGCCUGAGCCCCCUGCCCCCGAGAAGCCGUCGCCACCACGGCCCGUGGAGAAGGAGAAGGAGAAAGAGAAGGAGAAAGAGAGGGCAACGCGCGCGGAACGGCCGCUGCGGGGCGAGCGGGGCAUGGGUGGCCGGCAGAUUCGGCCGGAUCGGAACCUCACCACGGGCCAGCCUGCCACCUCCCGGCUGCCCAAGUCCCGACCCACCAAGGUGAAGGCCGAGCCGCCCCCCAAGAAGAGGAAGAAGUGGCUGAAGGAGGCGGCGGGCAGCGCCUCGGCAGGCGGGGGCCCACCGGGCAGCUCCUCGGAUUCGGAGUCAUCCCCCGGGGCCCCCAGCGAGGACGAGCGGGCAGUACCUGGGCGUCUGCUGAAGACCCGGGCGAUGCGGGAAAUGUACCGGAGCUACGUGGAGAUGCUGGUGAGCACAGCACUUGACCCAGACAUGAUCCAGGCCCUGGAGGACACGCAUGACGAGCUGUACCUCCCGCCCAUGCGGAAGAUUGAUGGCCUCCUGAAUGAGCACAAGAAAAAAGUCCUGAAGCGGCUGUCGCUGAGCCCAGCCCUGCAGGACGCCCUGCACACGUACCCCCAGCUGCAAGUGGAGCAAAGUGGAGAGGGCUCCCCCGAGGAGGGGGCCGUGCGGCUGCGGCCAGCCGGGGAACCCUACAAUCGCAAGACGCUCAGCAAGCUCAAGAGGAGCGUGGUCCGAGCCCAGGAGUUCAAGGUUGAACUGGACAAAUCGGGAUACUACACGCUCUACCACUCACUCCACCACUAUAAGUACCACACCUUCCUGCGCUGCCGGGACCAGACCCUGGCCAUUGAGGGCGGCGCGGAGGACCUGGGCCAGGAGGAGGUAGUCCAGCAGUGCAUGCGGAAUCAGCCGUGGCUGGAACAGCUCUUUGACUCCUUCAGCGACCUGCUGGCCCAAGCACAGGCCCACAGCCGCUGCGGGUGACCCCACCCUGGCCUGGGGGGGGAACCACCUCCUCCUUGAACCAAGAAUGGGGACAGAACUGUGCCCUCAGGAGUUAACCCCUGGGCCCCGUCACUGGGGAAGGGGGGGGUCAUUGGUCAGGGUGUGUCCGUGCUGCCCCCAGAGGGCAGAGUUCGAAGUUCGACUCCCCCCCACCUCCCAAGCCCUCUCUACUCCCUCCCCUUUCCCCCCACUGUCGGUGUACAGAGAAAUUAUUUAUAUAUAUGUAUAAAUGUCUAUUUAGUAACGGUUUCCCUCCCCCACCUUGCCCUGAUCCCCCCUCCAUGGCCAUAGCCCCAGCCCCCUCCACCUUGUACAUAAUGUAUAGGAAAAGUCUAUGUAUGGUUGAGGGGGGCGGGGUGGCUUCAGAGAGCUGGGGGACCCCUUUCCCCCUCCCCGCAAGCCUUCCCUCACAGGCCAAGAUCUUUGCUAAAGGCCAUUCCCUCCCCAGGGCAUUUGGCGUCGGGUGGGAGGGGGAAAAGCAUCUUGUUAAUUAUUUUUAAUCUUAUUUAUUGUACAUACCUGGGGCGGGGGUCUGGGGAGGUGGAGGGGGGAGAAGGGUCCCCUCCCUUUGCCCCUCCCACUCCUUUUCUACUGCGAUUUGUCUGUGUCUGCCCCCUCCACCCCCAUCCCCUUGUCAUCUGGAUGUGGUUCUAUUUUUUAUCGGUCUCUUCUCUUCUCCCUCUCUCUAACCCCUCUGCUCCCAUCUCCCCACCACCCUUUGUCUCUUGCUCUUUCUUGGGCUUCUGUACAACUCAACUUGUAUACACUGUGUACACACAACCAGCCAAACGAAAACCCAACGGCAAACACUUUA